Molecule: messenger RNA, 9097 nt
Organism: Dunckerocampus dactyliophorus (ringed pipefish)
Lineage: Eukaryota; Metazoa; Chordata; Actinopteri; Syngnathiformes; Syngnathidae
Product: gastrula zinc finger protein XlCGF57.1-like
Exons: 5
Coding region: 4109-5872 (587 amino acids)
Biological process (GO): regulation of transcription by RNA polymerase II
Molecular function (GO): RNA polymerase II cis-regulatory region sequence-specific DNA binding; DNA-binding transcription factor activity
Source: RefSeq, a predicted model, not a curated record
AGGCGGAAGUUAGUAACGUUACAACAGCACGAAGUAACGGGCGAAAUAAUCAAGUAAACCACAGAAAAUGUUGAAAGACAUGAUAAGGGAUCGACUAAUGGCGGCAGCUGAUGAAAUAUUCGCGGCAUUCGAAAGAACGAUAGCGUCAUACGAGGAGGAACUUUCUCGAACAAGAGAGGAGAAGGAGCGACAUCGACAACAACUGGAAGCUGUUAGCAAGACUGACAUUGUGGUACACGGUGAAGGCUCUCAGUCGUACAGGAGUUGUCCAUCGAGGAAAAGGCUUCUUGAGACGUCAUCUGUACUUCUGUGAAGAAGGUGUCGGACGUUUCGCUCCUCAUCCGAAGAGCUUCGUCAGCGAACUAAUAAGUGCUGGUAGCUUAGGCCUAAAAUACAGUAAGAGUGGGCGGAAUUGGUGUGUCAACACCCUCCCCCUAUUGGUUCGUUACACUAAGCCUGGGCGGAGUAGUGGUAUAAUCCUAUCCUGUUAUUCACAGAUCACAUCAAUGCGGUGGACACCAAUAUCAAAUUUACUCGCGAGGACACUAAAGAGAGCCAACUAGCCUUCUUAGACUGCAAGGUAAUUAUAGGAGAGGACAGACAGCUACUUACAGAGGUCUUUAGAAAGGCCACACACACUGACCAAUACCUGCUUUUUGAAUCAAACCAUCCACUACAACAUGAAAUUGGGGUUAUUAGGACCCUCCAACAUAGAGCGGAACAAAUACCAACUAGUGCUGAGGGAAGGAAAAAGGAGACACAACAUGUCCAGAGAGCGCUCUCAACCUGUGGGUACCCGCGGUGGGCUUUUAACAAAUGUCAAAAGAAGAGAGUAGGGAAAGAAACCCAAAAGCCCACAGAAGUAAAAAGGAGAGGAGUGGUAGUCCCUUAUGUAGCGGGGGUCUCCGAAAAACUCCAGAGGAUCUUAUGGCAACACAAAAUUCCUACCUAUUUCAAACCAGUAAAUACCCUGAGACAAAAAUUAAUGCAUCCUAAAGACAAGGCUCCAAACCAGAAACAAAGCAAUGUGGUCUAUUCCAUCCACUGUAUCCAUCCUCACUAACGUCACACAAAAGGAAAUCAUAGAUAUUGUCAACAAAUUCAAAGCGAAAACAUCAACCGAUUGCAACGGAAUAGAAAUGGAAACGAUAAAAAGGGUUAUAAAUGAGAUUGUACAACCGCUAACGUACCUUAGCAACCUAUCAUUCCAGACAGGUAAAUUCCCAAAUAAAAUGAAAAUAGCUAAAGUAGUUCCAAUCUAUAAAAAUGGAAACAAACAUCAAUUCACAAAUUACCGACCAGUGUCCUUACUGCCACAAUUUUCCAAAAUCAUUGAAAAACUAUUUAAUAACAGGUUGGACAAUUUUAUUAAAAAAAAUGAGUUACUCACGGAGAGUCAAUACGGAUACAGAAGCAACAUUUCAACUUCCAUGGCACUGAUAGAACUUACAGAGGAAAUCACCAAUGCUAUAGAUCAUAGAAAGUGCACGGCUGCAGCAUUUAUGGAUUUAACAAAAGCCUUUGACACAAUUAAUCAUGAUAUUCUAAUCACUAAACUAGAAAGGUAUGGAAUUAGAGGGUUAGUCUUGAACUGGGUUAAAAGCUACUUAGCUGACAGGAGGCAAUAUGUGAAGCUAGGAGAACAUACGUCCGAGGAGUUAAACAUAUCAUGCGGCGUUCCCCAGGGGUCAAUUCUAGGACCAAAACUAUUCAAUCUAUAUAUAAACGACAUCUGUAAAGUCCCAAGAGACCUAAAGCUAGUAUUAUUUGCAGACGAUACAAUCGCAUUAUGUUCUGGAGACAGCACACCAGAGCUAGUACAACACAUCACAGAUGAACUAACUCUACUAAAAAGAUGGUUUGAUAAAAACAGACUAUCACUGAACCUCAGUAAAACUAAAGUAAUGCUAUUUGGUAAGUGUAAAAAAGAAACGUACCAGCAAAUACAAAUUGAUGGGGUAGACAUUGACAGGGCGAACGAAAAUAAAUUUCUCGGGGUUAUAAUAGAUGAGAAGAUGAACUGGAAAUCUCACAUUAAAAAUGUAAAACAUAAAGUGGCAAGAAACACCUCAAUACUGAAUAAAGCUAAAUUUGUCCUUGACCAAAAAGCACUACAUACGCUCUACUGUUCACUGAUAUUACCAUAUCUAACUUAUUGUGCCGAGUUAUGGGGCAAUAACUAUAAAAGUGCACUUCAGCCACUAACUGUGCUACAAAAAAGGUCAGUCAGGAUCAUCCAUAAUGCUGCCUACAGAGAACACACAAAUUCCUUAUUUAUAAAAUCACAAUUAUUAACAUUUGCGGAUCUAGUAAACCUUCAGACGGCUAAAAUUAUGCAUAAAGCAAACAAUAACCUUCUACCGAAAAAUGUAAAACAAUUCUUAUCAACAAGAGAGGAGAAAUAUGAUCUGAGAGGAAAAUUUAACCUAAAACACCUAUAUGCACGGACAACACUGAACACUUUCAGCAUUUCUGGAUGUGGAAUCAAGUUGUGGAACGGAUUGAGUAAGGAACUCAAACAAUGCACAACAAUGAGCGAUUUUAAUAAAAAGUACAAGCAGUUGAUGUUCACAAAAUACAAAGAAGAAGAGACCUGAACCACUGUGUACAUACAAUACAACAUCUAACCAUUACUAUACUGACUAUUAACUCUUCAUUGUGGUGACUACAUGGUCUGUACUCAUUCAUUAUCAAUCAAACACUUCUUCAAUCAUUCUAUCAGUUAUCAUUAUGCCUGUAGCUUCCUUGUAGUAAGUGAAAACCUUGUUAUGAUCGCACUACAUUGUCAUGUAGACCUACAAAGCAUACCUGGAAGAAAAAGAGGUGAGUGAAUGUAUUGCAAUUGAUGUGAAGCUGAUGAGGGGUAGGAUUAAAUAAGCUUUGCUUCUUCCUACUCCUUUUUGGACAUGCAAAACUGUGAACUGUAUUGUGUGAUGUGCAACUGUUUGACUUGUAUGCAUGUUCAAGAUGAAUUAAAACCAUGAACCAUGAACCACUGUAAAGAUGAGGAAUGCAAAGAGCACUACAUUGGGGAAACUAAGCAAAUGCUCCAAAAAAGGCUUUAUCAACAUCGCAGGGACAAUUCUAGUGGUCCUCAAUCAGCAGUACAUCUACACCUUAAAGCGACCAAUCACUCUUUUGAGGACAGCGAGGUAAAGAUUUUGGCCAAAGAAAACAGAUGGUUUGAAAGAGGAGUAAAGGAAGCCAUUUUUGUCAAACAACAGAACCCAUCAUAGAAUCGGAAUGGUGGUUUGAGGUUUAAUUUGGACCCUGUGUUCAGCAGGUUACUGAGACCAAAACCCACAGCUCUUAGUCUUGCAAAUGAGGUGAAGCCAGGGCCGAGCCAGAACAAUAGAUGCUAACUAGCCAGGAUCAGAGUCGUUCAUACCCUAUUCAGGGAGCGACACUUCCCCUUUUAUUGGAGGUGUUAAUAACAGGAUAGGAUUAUACCACUACUCCGCCCAGGCUUAGUGUAACGAACCAAUAGGGGGAGGGUGUUGACACACCAAUUCCGCCCACUCUUACUGUAUUUUAGGCCUAAGCUACCAGCACUUAUUAGUUCGCUGACGAAGCUCUUCGGAUGAGGAGCGAAACGUCCGACACCUUCUUCACAGAAGUACAGAUGACGUCUCAAGAAGCCUUUUCCUCCUUGUCCUAUUUAGCUAAGUUCAUCAGUUUACUGGGCGACUGAGCAUGGCUUCAGUGGUGGAUGCUAUUUCCACAAUAUGAACCACUACAAUGUGUUUCAGCCUUACCUAUCGCUCAUUCAGCAUCAUCUUUCUUGGAAAAUAUGUCCACCACUUCCUCCAGGUUGACAACCUUUUUGUAGUGAAUGUGGAGAAGUGCCAUCGUUGCGUCAUACUGGCCCUCAUGUAGGUGUUCAGACGCUUCAAGGUACUCACAUUCACACCAUGUUACUGGGAUGGUACAGGCCAACUGAAGGAGGACCCUGAUGUUGGGGAGGUGAACGGGAUUGUGUGACGGUCCACAACUUGAUGUGGGGAAUGCAGCUCCACAAUGCUGUCGCUUGAAUGCAUCACAUCCAGUCAGGUGGAUUGUGGACUUCUUUUAACAGCAGUGUGUCCUGUAACAACACUUUUACAGAGGAAUGACAGAUGUCCAGCAGCUGAUUGGUCAUCAUAAAGAAUGUUCCCCUCAGCUGCAGAGGUGGAGUUCCACAUUGAAGCAGGGGGUUUCACAGCCCCCUCACAUUAAAGCAGAAGAGGAGGAACUCUGGAUCACUCAGGAGGGAGAGAGUUUUCUUCGGUCAGCUGAGGUUGAUCUCACCAAGUUGCCACAGACUGAUGUCUCUGUGAAGAUUAAAGACGAUGAAGAGGAACCACAAGCAGACAAGCUCUUAGCUCCGCUAGCAGAUAGCAACCACACAACAUCACACUUUUCUGAAGAUGGAGACAGGGACCACACCCAUGAACCUUUGGGCAGAGAUACAGACUGUGAAGACGUUGAGCAGCUGAUUAGUCAUCAAGAACUUCCCCCUCAGCCACAGGUGGAGAGCUCCACUUUGGAGCAGGAUGAUCCACAGCCCCCCCAUGUUAAAGAGGAAGAAGAGGAGCCCCACCCCUCACACAUCAAAGAAGAGGAGGAACUCUGGAUCACUCAGGAAGGAGAACAUCAUCUUGGGCCGGAGGAGGCUGAUCUUAGCAAGUUGAAACUGCCUGGUGUCUCUGUGAAGACUGAAGACCAUGAAGACAAACCACCCGAGUCUUCACAGCUUCAUCACAGUCCAGACGUCCAGCAGCUGAAUGGUCUUCAAGGAGAACACCACCUUCAGCCCCCCCACAUUAAAGACAAACAGGAGGAACUGUGGAUCUCUCAGGAGGGGCUGGAUGAGGUUGCCAGGUUGCCACUGACUGGUGUCUCUGUGAAGACUGAAGAGCAUGAAGACAAACUACCCGAGUCCUCACAUCACAGUCCAAGUGAGGAGAACAGAGAGGCGAAGCCUCCAAGCAGCAGCAUCUCACCACAACACAUGACAACAGUAGUUGAUGGAGACCACUGUGGAGGAUCACAAGCAGACAAGCUCUUAGCUCCACUGUCAGAUAGUGAUGACGCGUCACAUGUCAACGUAAACAUGGACUCACACACAAGAACACACACGGCACAGAAGCCUUUUAGCUGCUCGCUCUGUGGUCAUUUAUUUUCUCGGAAGUACACGUUAAAGAGCCACAUGGUAAUACACACUGGAGAAAAACCUUUUAGCUGUUCAGUUUGUGGUAAAAGAUUUUCUAACAAAAGUAAUAUGCUGUCACACAGGAGAACACAUUCAGGAGAAAAACCCUUUGGUUGUUCAGUUUGUGCAAAAGGCUUUUUCAAAAACUCUGAUUUGACUCGACACAUGUGGACGCACACGGGUGAAAAACCUUUCCGUUGCUCAGACUGCGGUAAAACUUUCUCUCAAAAGGAGAAGAUGCAAUCACACUUAAGAACGCACACCGGAGAAAACCCUUUUUGUUGUUCAGUUUGUGAUAAAAGAUACUCUUCCAAACGUAAUCUGCAAUUUCACAUGAGAACUCAUUUAGCAGAAAAACCCUUUGGUUGUUCAGUUUGUGCAAAAGGCUUUUUACAAAACUCUGAUUUGACUCGACACAUGCGGACACACACAGGAGAAAAACCUUUCAGUUGCUCAGACUGCGGCAAAACAUUUGCGCAAAGGGGAAGGAUGUUGUCGCACACGAGAACACACACAGGAGAAAAACCUUUUUGUUGUUCAGUUUGUGGCAAAACAUUUUCUCAAAAGUUUAGUUUGACUCGACACAUAACGCAGAUGGAAGAAAAACCUUUAAGCUGCUCAGUUUGUGGUGAUGUAUUUUCUUGCAAGUCGUCUUCCAGUAGAGCAAUACAGAGUCACUGAUGACUGUUCUGCCUGAUACUCAAGCAGCCAGUGUGGGUGGCACAUUGAAACUUAUGUGUUCUCAAAGUUUAAAGCUGAGCUACAGACGAGAGGAUCCUUAAUGUAUUUUUUGGAUGUUGGGCGGAAUUCUAUGAAGGCGUAGGAGGAUACAUCGCUAUGGUAACUAAUGUUUGGGGGCAAGAGAUGAGUCAUUAAAAGCACGGCCUCCUGACCAAUCAGUUCUCUCUAAAAAAAAAAAAAUGACAUCAGCGUUCGUUGACCCGAGGUCGGUGCAGAUAAUGAGAGUUAAAAGCAAGGAGUUUUCCAGGCUCUGGCAAAAUCCCUUUUGCUUUUCUUCAUGAUUUUCAUGAGGAACGGUUGGAAGGAAUGCCUUAUCUCAGCCAGCUUCUGGUGUUUACAAGAACGCACUUACAGGUAUUUUCUUUUAUUAUAUGUAGCUAAUAUUUGUUAUGCUGUUACUGCAGAUAAAGUGAAAUUAAUCCCCCCCACUACUGUCAGUCAGGCUUUAUUUAAUUUUAUUUUUAACUAACUCUAAGUCGCUAGUCACCUAAUUUGCAUAUGAUGUAAAAUGCUGUAGGAAAAGAGCAUAACCUCGUAGGAGAGACAAAAAAAGCCUUAAUUUUGUUUACAACUGCAAAUAAACCAGAUUUUGAUUUGUGAAUUUUGUAAACUGGCCGUCAUUUCAUCAUAUUUAAUCUUAGCCAGCGCCUCUCAAAGUUCUCCCAUCACACGUUGGCUAUUGAGGACUUUUUAAAAUGAGCACAAUUGACCAGCGAACAACAGAUGAUGCUGUGUUCAUUCUAUGGCGCACAACAUGACUCCGUGUGCUUCGUGAGGAGCACUCUCUUCUGGUGAAUCUAUGGAAUAGCAAGUGGUUUAUCAAUUACUUACAUUUCACCCACGAAUUGUAAGAUAAUCCACUUCAUUUUCCAAAUAAAGAGUAGCAAUUGAUUAACUACAAUAUAAACACACCCUCCUCCUUUAUCUAGGCUUACGUUUGCGUUUUAGAUCUGGCUGUGUAAAACAGGGCGACGGAAUCGCGCAAGCGUAAUUCAUUUGCAGUUCAGACGUGUCGCGCGCCACAUCAUGCGGAGGCUGCCUGCCUUUGGGCGGGGCGGAUCUGUCAGCAGCACCCGCUGUUGCUCAGUGAGAACACAAAAUACAGAACAAUACGUACUUACACGUUUGAGUGACCAAAUACCAGAAAACGACGCCGAGAAAAGUUGCUAGAUUUGUUGCUUGUCACUUCUGAGGGAAAUAUGUCGUCAACGCGGGUUGGAAUGUCUCCAGAUCUUGUGACCAAAUCUCCCAAGUUGGCAGCACGACGCUUAGUACCUCGUCAUCUUGAGAUGAUGCUAAUUUUUGUCUUUUUCUUCUUCGAUAGUUUGUUGUGACGUUACAAUGCUGCCACCUGGCGGAUGUAUUGAACUGAGAGCCGAGGAAGAAAAAAAAGAUGCAAAGCGCUCACGUUCAAAAAUGUCUUUAUUGCAAACACAAAUAUAAAUAAUACCGUUUACUCACGAUACCGUGUUUGUUAGCUUUACUCUUGCACACAACUAAUGAACAUAGAUCAUUUCAAAAGGACAAAAUAAACAACUUUAUUGGCAACAUGUGAGAGCCGUCACUCACGUCGCCACAUUAACCCGCACGCGUCCGUCCUCCCCAUUCAUGACCCUGCAAACACAUGCAGCGCCCCCUGUUGAGAAAAUAUACCAACGGUCAACACUUCGCAGUGCACGCACAAACACACACGUCACGCUCUGUCCUCGGGUUCAAAAUCACUGAUCUGUACUAAAAGAAUCUGGAUAGACCACACGUCGCACGCGCCUGUGCAAGCCGCUGAAGCCACAGAGACGCCAUCUUAGCACUCACAUGUCGUACGUAGCAGACUACAUUGGCACAGCGUACAUAGUGUACAAAGCAGAUGAAGAGGCUAACAGAACAUCUAUAUUUGACAUUAAAAAGCGGGGAGAUUCAACCUUGGUCCCUUAAAAACCAUUUGAUACGUUAUUCUCUAUCUUUUGGCUAUAUUAAAUGUACUUUUUCCCCUUCCAAUUCUCAUUGCCUUUGGGACAAAAUGCUACUGUGCACCCUGGCUCAGCACUCCCCUAUAGCAAUGAUAGUUUUACUCCUCUAGAAAGAGAUUUUCAUUUGAACUGCAUAUCCCAUCCCUUUUUUUCCACUAAAAUCCAUGGUCAUGAUUCUUUACUUUUUAUUCUUACUUUCAUACAAUUCACUAUGCUCUCAUCUGUACAAAAUAUGAAUCAUAAAAGAGACAAGUUUAAAAAUCAUUUCACAUUUUGAUGAUUUUUUUUUUUGUUUGUGUUAUGAAAUAGAAAUAAGCUCUUUUCUGAUAUAGAAAUAUAUUUGAACAAAAACCACAGGAAUAAUAUGGAAUAUAAUAUGUAAUAAUAUAUAAACAUUGUCUCCAUAUGGGGGUUCAUUUGAAAUUCGGCUAAACAAACAAAAAAAACGUAUUUUUUUAUAUUUGCCAGCAACCACAAAUGAUUUAGUAGUCUAGUGGUGGUUGUUUGUUUACAUAUCCCCCACGGCCCCCCAUGUAAAGCCCUUAUGACUCAGGUAUGGUAUGAUAUGGACAGAAUGUUUAAAAAUGAUCAUACCCAAGUCCUUAUGACUAAGCUCAAGCACACCUGUUGCAUUUAGUGUGAGUGGGUAACAAACUAACAACACACUUAACAACUCACAAGUUCUCACAUAAGUCAUUGUCCGUCAAGUGUUUCCUGGGAGUGGCAAUAUGGCGGCCGUGUGGCUUCACAAGUCAUUGACCAAUGGGCUAUCCAGAUUCCUUUAGUACAGAUGAGUGGUUCAAAACACUCAACACUUCCGGGGUGUUUAAAUAUGCAAGUUUCGGGCUUCAUGGCAAUCACAUGACGUGACACGCUUCAUAAGAUUUCAAACACAACCAAAGAACUUUAUUGUUUGUUUGGAUGUAUCAUUUAGCUUAGGAGUGUAUUUGGCCCAUUCAUUAUGCCAAUUAUUUUGCUAAAUAAAUGUUUCUUUAUUUUUUAAUACUAAAUAUACGGACUAGUUCAUGGUGAGUGAUUGCAAGAGAAAUGAGUACCCACCUUUAGUCAAAAUGUGAUGACGUCAUAUAAAUUUAAUCGUUAAAAAUAAUAGCUGGAAAGUAACUGUCAAAAAGUGAUUGAUGAUGUUUAUAUAUGUAAGGGGCCGUUUUGCUCAUAUACGGUGAUCACAUUUUUGGGU